This is a messenger RNA of Clonostachys rhizophaga, 1872 nucleotides long. Lineage: Eukaryota; Fungi; Ascomycota; Sordariomycetes; Hypocreales; Bionectriaceae. The record is from the annotation of a GenBank genome assembly.
AUGCGCUUUCACUGUCUUUUGACUACGAUCGGUGUCGUUGCUUCAGUGGGAGCAGUGAAUCUUGAUCCUUUGCGAGUGAAAGCUUUAGCGAUGUAUACCAAGUCAUCUGAUUUAGCAGACGAUGCAAGUAUCAAGCUGCUCAAAAGGGGUGACUCUGUUGAAACGGCGGUCGACCUGGUGAAGAGCAUCGCCCCUAAUGCGACAUUUCGAGUUAAGGAUGACAGAUAUCUGGGAACAAAUGGCCUCAGUCACGUGUUCCUUCAGCAAACCGUCCACGAUGUAGACAUCGAUAACGCCAUCUUCAAUGUCAAUAUCGACAAAGGAGGAAACAUCUUUUCAUAUGGAAACUCUUUCUUUGCAGCAGACCUUCCAAAAGAGUCUCCGAAGAGUCUCCGACUGACCCUAGAUCCCGUUGGGGCCCUGGAGGCCGUUCGCAAGACCCUGGAGUUGCCAAUUCAGGUCCCAAAUAAUGCAGUUACCGAAUCAGUUUCUGACGAGCAAGAAAGCUAUCUCAUCAAGAAUGUGGAAGGUGCUGAAACGGACCCCGCCGCUAAGCAGGUGUAUUUAGUCAAGCCAGACGGUAAAUUGGUGCUCGCAUGGAAGAUUCAGACAAUUGUGAAGGAUACAUCCUUUUCAUCCUAUGUGGAAAUCGGUACUGGCGCUUCAGAAGUAGUUGCUGUUCUUGACCAUGUGGAUUACUGGUCAUAUGAAGUCUACCCCUUUGGUCUCAAUGAUCCCCGCGAGGGCGAGCGCACAACACUUGACAACCCGCAAGACUCAACGGCCUCGCCUUUUGGCUGGCACGAUCCUAAGAAUAUUGUUAGUGGCAUGUACGACACAGAAGGCAACAAUAUUAUGGCCGGAGCCGUACCAGUAAUACCGGGGAACUUCAAAGAGGCUCGGAGUCCAAAUGAAUCCUUUAUUUUCCCUUAUGUGCCUGAUGCCGGAACUCCAGACGACUUUUAUGAGGCCGCAGCCACGCAGGCAUUUUAUACCACAAACAUGCUCCAUGACCUGUAUUAUCUGUUGGGCUUCACACCAGCCGCUGGAAACUACCAGAAGGAUAACAAUGGUCAAGGCGGAAGGGGAAAUGAUCCAGUCCAGGUCAACUUGCAAACAGCUGGAGGGAAGAACAACGGAAACUUCCAGCAAUCGGCAGAUGGUGGUCGAGGAAUUCUCACGAUGUACCUCUUCGACCACACCGAUCCAGAAAGAGAUAGCGCGUUUGAUAACGGAUUUAUUAUUCAUGAAUACACUCAUGGGAUGUCGGAUCGCCUCACUGGUGGAGCGAGCACCACAGGUUGCCUUAAUGCCUGGGAAGCUGACGGCAUGGCGGAAGGAUGGAGUGAUCUCUUCGCUGCAGCACUUACUAUCAAGCCAAGUGAUACUUCUGAUACAGCCACUUAUGGAUUUGCAGCUUGGUCACUUAAUCAGACAGACCCCCCAACAGCGCGAUUGAGGAUGUACUCUACCAAUAUGGACGUAAACGAAUUCACAUAUGCGUCGGCCAACGGUCUCACGAAGGUACACGAAGUUGGAACGGUUUGGGCUACGAUGCUAUACGAAUCGCUAUGGAACCUCAUCAACAAGCACGGCAAAAACGACAAUCCGCGGCCAGAUCUAGUCAAUGGUGUCCCGACUGAUGGCAAGUUUCUGAUGCUGAAGCUUCUGAUCGAUGCUUUCGCAAUCCAGCCCUGUAACCCAACUAUGGUUCAGGCGCGAGACGCGAUCAUUGAUGCAGACGUUGCACUGACCGGCGGAGCGAAUAGAUGUGAGAUUUGGAAAGGCUUCGCAAAGAGGGGGUUGGGCGCCGGUGCGGUCACUGCUGACCCACGUGUCGACAAUUUCGACUUGCCAGAAGGUGUGUGCUGA